AUGAAGGACGGAUGCGAGGAAGAGACCAAGAGAAACUUCGGCGGAGAGGUCUCGAAACGGUUCUUCAGGAGCACUUCAUGUGACCCGAGAAGAGGUGCAGCGCUGCUUCAAGGGAGGAAGACGAUCUGCAUGACGAAGGAGCGGUGGAGAAGAUGCAUUCUUGCGUUGAUGGUGACGACUCCUCGGGAAAUGGUCUUGAUUGGGGGAGAUUCAUAG
Molecule: messenger RNA, 216 nt
Organism: Arabis nemorensis
Lineage: Eukaryota; Viridiplantae; Streptophyta; Magnoliopsida; Brassicales; Brassicaceae
Source: the annotation of a GenBank genome assembly